AUGGAUGUCGCUCUGGAGUUUCUCAAUCCUCUUGUUUUGGACAAAGCCUACGCAUGGGCGUUACCUUCUUCCGACUUCAGCUUAGGCAACUCGUCAUAUUCUGAGUUUUCGGCCGCUAGCAACGCGCCUACGUCCCAAUGGCCACGCGACAACAUCUAUCGUCAAAUCGUGUCGAUACUCGUCAUUACCCAGCUCGGUGCGACUUCUCUCUACCUUUUCUUCAGCUCUCUAUCGUAUUAUUUUGUAUUUGAUCGACGACUCGAGUACCAUCCUCGCUUCUUGAAGAACCAAGUCCGUCAAGAGAUCAAGUCAUCGCUCUCAGCCGUCCCGUUUAUCAACCUUUUGACCCUGCCUAUCUUCCUGGCCGAGGUUCGUGGUAAAAGCUUGCUCUACCCCAACACAAGCGACUAUGGCUGGACAUGGCUGGUGAUCUCAGCCACCCUCUACAUGGCUUUCAAUGAUUUUGCUAUUUACUGGAUCCAUCGCCUGGAACAUCACCCCAGUGUGUACAAAUAUAUCCACAAGCCACAUCACAAAUGGAUUGUUCCUACGCCAUGGGCUGCGCUGGCUUUUCACCCGCUUGAUGGGUUUGUGCAGUCGUUGCCGUACCAUCUCUUCGUUUUCAUUUGCCCAAUGCAGAGGUAUCUGUACUUGGUCCUCUUCGUUGGUGUUCAGAUCUGGACCAUCUUCAUUCACGACGGCGACAUGAUUACGGGCCAUUGGACAGAGAAGUUUAUCAACAGUCCCGCACACCACACAUUACAUCACAUGUACUUCACAGUCAACUAUGGACAGUACUUCACCUGGGCCGACACCUACUUCGGCUCACAUAGGGCACCGGAGCCAUCGCUGGAUCCUAUUCAUGACGCCCUCAAAGUUAUGCGGGCGAAAGGACUUGUGGAUGAGCAGGGCAACCCUAUCAAACACACCAAAAGCGAGUAA
Messenger RNA from Alternaria atra, 942 nucleotides. RefSeq lists its product as uncharacterized. The record is from RefSeq and is a predicted model, not a curated record. The transcript has 3 exons. Gene Ontology annotation, molecular function: iron ion binding; oxidoreductase activity. Gene Ontology annotation, biological process: lipid biosynthetic process. NCBI's taxonomy places the organism in Eukaryota, Fungi, Ascomycota, Dothideomycetes, Pleosporales, Pleosporaceae. The coding region runs from base 1 to 942 and encodes 313 amino acids.